AUACAGGGAAUAAGUGUAUGUAGAAACAGCUAGUGGGUUGGGGGUUCCGGUGCUAAGAGCGAGCGGUGAAUGUGCGCAGAUCAGAGACAAGCGAGAGCCCAGGCUGAGCAGCAGUGUCGUCUUCUCCUACAGCGAGUCCUCCUCCUGCGCGGGGAGCUGUGAGGGAGAAGUCGCUAGUGGGCUGCUACCGCUGAGAGGCGGGGCGGUGCUUGUAACCACAGAGACCCACAACCAACGGCUUUCCGUACAAACACACACACACGACACCGGGGGAUCAGCUGACGGUAUAGAAGCUGCUGUCGGUAAGACACGGGGCUCUAGUGGGACGCAGUGUGUAGUAGUAUCGAUUUUCCCCAAGAUGGGGGAGGAACUAGAUCAGUUCAUUGAAGAACAACGGGCCAAACUUGUGCUGGAUAAAGCAGAACUGGAAAAGGAUCCACCUUAUAUGGAAAUAAGGAGUAAAAGGUCUGAGGCUUCUGAGAAACCACAAAUCACAGUUGCUAAGGAAAAUAUCCCUCCAAACAGACAAGUCCAGAGAGAAGGUCUUCAGAGGAAGCAAUCAGGAGGCAAGUUAAAAAUUCAGGACAACGAAUUAAGUCUCCCUCUUGGAGAAGACUACGAGCGAAAGAAACUUAGACUAAAAGAAGAAUUGCGGCAGGAUUACAGGCGAUACCUCAAUCAGGGUAAUGGUCAGAGCAAACGAAAGAAGCAUUUGAGAACAACAGGGGAGGUUGAUCCUUAUACUCAGGGAAUGUCUCUUCCAAUUGGAGAAAGACUUUCUGCAAAGGAACGACUGCGAUUUGAGCGCAACAGAGAGUACAACCAGUUUCUCCAAACGAAGGAAGAAGAACAUGAGAGAUUCAGAUUAGCAGCAGCACAAGACCCUCGGAUCAAUAGAGGGGUUUCUGUAAACCCAGUUAAUCGAGACCCUCACCCUUCAGUACAGCUUUCCCACAGAGACCCAGAGCUUUCAAAAAAAGAUGCUUACGCAUCAAUGGAGGCUUAUGAACAGCUUCUUAACCAGAGAAGAUCUGAAGAGAAUAGACGUCACAGAGUAAAAGCUCAAGUUCAAACACAAGAGCAAUAUAACAGAAAAACAGAGGAGGAAUUGGCUGGGCAAGAUAGAAAGUUUGAAAGACAAGAAAGAGACUUUGAGAUGUUGGACAGACCUCGAUAUAUUGCUGCUGACGUUGAAUAUGAAAGAAGGCCUCUCAAAUUUAACCUGGGUCCUGCUCUUGAAGACUCUCAUGGUAGACACCAAUAUGAAAUAGAUACACAGGACCGAAGACCCAUUCCACAUAACUAUCCCACUGAAAGAUUGCUACCACGUCGUCGCGUUGAAGAUAGCUAUGACUACCAACCAGAGCAAGUGUCUUAUUAUCAUGUUCAAAAAAGCAACAACAGAUCUUAUAAAGAAAGGAGAGAACCAGAACCCCCGAUAGACUAUGAAGAUGACUUCAGAGAACCAAGAAGUCGAAGGCCAGUCACAUCCAUCACAAAGGCCAGAGUGAAACCUGAGAACACAGUCCAGAACACUGACCGCUCUAAAUCAGCAAAGCGUAAAGAGGAAAACUUUUCAACUGGACUGCUUUUGGGUGGCUCUGAUAAAGAUGAAGCCCAGCAGAGAAGAAAGGAACGUUACCGUCAGGAGUUAAUGGAGCAGAUGGCUGAGCAACAAAGAAACAAGAGAAGGGAAAAGGAACUUGAACUAACAGUAGCAGCAUCUGGAGCAAUAGAUCCUGAGAAACAGCUAAAUGAAGAGGAGCCAGACAGAUUACGGCAGUUCGGGGCAAUAAACCGGCAUCAGGAAUUGGCGGAUCGAAAUGUUCCUUACCGUCCCGGUGCUGUCCUUGAACAUGAAAAGACAGGAAGGAGAAGUGAUCCAAAGCCUGCACUAGAAGAGAGAAUUCCUCCUGAAAGACCCAGAGUAGCUUUUCAAACCCCUGUUCCAGAAAUAGCCGACAACAGAAGUAACUUUUCUGGAGUUCCAGUCCUCCCAAAUGAAGAUUAUCACAGGGGACUUGCUAGCACAUUUGGUGAUAUAGUUGCUCCCAGAAUUGCUGCUGUUCCUCCUCCUCAAGCACCUGUACUGACUGAAAACUACAGAACACCUUAUGAUGAUGCCUAUUACUUUUAUGGGGCCAGGAAUCCUUUAGAUCCGAGCAUUGCUUACUAUCCUCCAGGUGUUAUGGGUCUCCAGCCUGUGCAAGGAGUCAACAUGCCUGUGACGCAAAUCCUACAAAAUCAACCGGAAGAACAGUUUUAUGUUAAUAAACAGGGUGCAGCUGGUGGAAGGGGUUUAGGAUUUCUGCCUGAAGAAAAACCAAGACAGUCCAAAGCAGCAGCUUUGUCCUAUCAAGAAGAGCUGGAACGACAGAUCCAGGAAAAGAAUGAAAAGCGCAGGAAAGAGAGAGAAGAACAUGAAAGAUAUGAGGCUAAAAUGGAAGCAGAAAUUAAAAAUUACAAUCCCUGGGGUAAAGGAGGGGGAGGUGCCCCUCUCAAAGAUGCUAAAGGGAAUCUAAUAACUGACUUAAAAAGGAUGCACAAACAUAAUGAAGACGGGUACCAGAACCCAGAAGCAAAUGCCAUUGAAGACAAGAGAGCUGUUGUUGCAUUUGAUCAGAGCUUAGCUGACAAUACAGGCACUGCAAGCAAAAUAUCUGGUUUUUCCUUUGCCAAUAACAACCCUUUUGCAAGAGGCAAUGUGUUUUCUGAGCCUCCCUCGGAGCAGCAGGUGCAUCAGCAGGAAUCCUAUAAGAACUUCCUACGCCUGCAGAUAGAGGAAAAGAGACAAAAGGAGGAGGAAGAGCGAGAACGAUUAAGGCUGGAAGAAGAAAGAGAAGAAAGGAAGUUAGCUGAGCAGAGGGCUCGGAUUCAACGGGAAUAUGAAGAGGAACAAAAUAAGAAAAAGCUAAAGGAGGAAGAGAACCGCCAAAAGAAUGAAGAACUGAUUCGUCUAGCGGAAGACAGACGAAAAGAAGCAGAGAGAAAGCGUAAAGAGGAGGAAGAUAGAGAGGAAGCUGAACGGUGGCGUUAUGAACAACAAAGAGCAGCUAAAGGGACAGAGGAACACGACAGGCCAAUAAGACAGCCAUCUCCAUUGAUACCCACCCUGCAGAACAAAGACUCACAGGUCCAAAGGCCGCCAAGUACUGAUGGCUAUGUAUCAAGCCGAACCCAUAAACACGAUGAGCCCCAAUCAAGAAAUGUAUCUCCACCAGUUCCGGCUAGAAGAAACCAGUUGAGACUGUAUGCAGAUGAGAAGAAGAAUGUAAUAAGUGAGCUUUCAGAGUUGAAGAGGCAGCUUCGAAGCGAGCAGAGGCGUCUAGAGGGUCAGUUGCAUGAUGCUGAUAGAGAUGAUAUUUCAUCUGCCCCUAUGACUGGGAGGCGGAGAGAAAAACCAUCCGUGGAUGCCUUUGACCUUGCCAGGCAGAGAGUACAAGCUAAUGUGAGAAGACCCUCAUUAAAGGGAACUGAUGUCAUCAAUAUGCAGAAUAUCCGAGAAUUCAAUGACUUAAAGUACAGGGAUACAGAAACCCGAGAGGGCGUGCGUCACAUGUAUCCAGAUCCCCCAAAAGAUGACCAGACCUUAGAGAUUCAACAACAAGCCUUGCUUAGAGAACAACAAAGGAACCUGAACCGGAUGAAGAGGAGAACACUGAUGCCAGAUAUUGAAACUGCUCCUGCUUAUAGUCUGCGCCACAAUGAGACGUUUAGGGAUCCUGCUCACGACCUCAUGAAAACCUCCCUUUUGGAAUCUGAGAGUGCCUUUAUAGGAGAAUAUGGAGAACCCUUUGCUUUUUUUAUGGAUCCGUCUGCAGAUUCCCGGCAAGUCCCAUCAGCAAGAGAAAGGAGGAGGCAUAAGAACAAACCACUGGAUUUAGAAAAUGAUGUUCCUGUGGUUCCCCCCAUUCCUUUGCAUCAGCCAGAUCGACUCUCCCUGCACUCAGGCUCCAGUGUAAAUGUGGAUGAGCUGAGGGCCCGGAAUGAGGAGCGACUGAGAAAACUGAGUAACCUCCGGAAUAACUCACUGAGUAGAGACAAUGAACCCGACGCCUUAGGAGAAGACGAGGACAUUCUGAGAUUUUUCUCUGCAAAGUCAAGUAACAGACCCCAUUCUGUGGACACAGUGGCCACCGACCCCUGGCUGCGCCCCGGAACAUCAGAGACACUGAAAAGGUUUAUGGCCGGCCAGGACAAAGCUUUACACGACAGCGCCUUUAACUUGCAGGGUCUCUCCACCGCUCACGGGUAACCGGCAGCACAGACAAUGUCGGCCACUGACGCACUUUCCGCGCUUCCCUGAUUCAAGAGCGUUUAUAAUAGAAAGAAGAGAGUAUUUUCCCUGCACAGAGAUGUAUUUUUUGAAAGUUUUUCGUAGAAAAAUAAAUUAUAAACUACUGAAUGGAGCUUGUUUUGGUUUUACAGAGAUCUAUGUAUUGUGCUAAGCCAUAUGUAUUGAUUAUUGAUGUACUAUUGAUGUAAUGUAUCACAGCUGUACGAGGCUCCUCCUCUCUCCGCUUUGCCAUAUACAAUACACUCCAGGGGCAGAGCAUUAUGGGAAAUCCAUGUCAAGUCCAUAGUGUUGCCCAAAGACAACAUUAGCGCAGGGACACACAAAGCUACUGGGGGGAGAUUAGUCGCUCAGCCACAAAUUGCUUCUUCGGGGCGACUAAUCUCCCCAAACUGCCCUCCGACAACUAGAAUAUUAAUCACUGUCGGGAUGCCACUCGGAGCGCUUCAUUUUCCGAUGUCAUCUGAAGUUUCCUUUUGAGACAAAUUCGGGAAACAAAGCACUCCGAGUGCCAUCCCACCAGCGAUUUAUUUACAUUCUAGCUGUCAGGAAGGCAGUUUGGGGAGAUAAGUCGCCUGAAGAAGAAGCGAUUUGUUGCCAGGCAACUAAAUCUCCCCGAAUCUUAGCGUGUGCCUUGACCGUUAAUGAGGAAAUGUUCCUAUACAGCAAUGCCUUAUUGUGUUCCUAAUAAGCAAACAACGGGUUUUUUAUCAUUUGGAUUUAUAUUCCCGAAAAUGUAUUGAUCUUUAUAAUGAGGACGUAACUCCUGUUCUACAUCCUCAGAUCUGGUUUUGGACAAUAGGGCUAAUGUAUCAACGCUGGGCAAAUUUGCCCUAUGGCAGUAACCCAUCGCAAGUCAUCAGUGCUUUGCUUUUUACAGGCAGCUGCAGGUAGAGCAGUGAAUGCAACAAUUUGAUUGGUUGCCACAGGUAACUGACCACAGGUAAAUUUGCCCAGUGUUGAUUAAUGACCCCAAAUGUUCCUGAACAAAGUCACAUGAAAUUUAACUCAGUUUCCCUAGUUGUACUUACACCUCCCUUACACCUUACACCAUACAUCACAUCCCUACUCAAAAGCAGGCAAGUUGCUCAGGCAAUUUUUUUUCAUUAUUUUAUGCUGGGCCCACACUGACCACUCUAAACUCAAAACCUUAUUGGUUGAUGACUCCUGUGGAGGAAUUGGCCUGUGUGUGACUUUUAUUCCAGGGUCUUCUAGUAUGGAACCCAAUCACCAAUGUCUGAAAUCUUAUAAAGAGUGGGAAUGUGUGGGGUUCCAUAGAAGCCUGACUCCUCCUAGUGGUGCAGCCCCUGUCACUAGCGAAAUGGUCUGACCGUUUUUUUUUUUAUUUGUGUGUUUUACUGUGUUUGUUUAAUUUUGUUGUGUUAAUUUUAUUUAAAAAAAUGACAUUAUUUAAUAGCAAAUAUUCCCUGAGCUUAAUAAAAUGUAUAUUUUGUACCAUGAA
Molecule: messenger RNA, 5756 nt
Organism: Xenopus laevis (African clawed frog)
Lineage: Eukaryota; Metazoa; Chordata; Amphibia; Anura; Pipidae
Gene: cspp1.L
Product: centrosome and spindle pole associated protein 1 L homeolog
Exons: 33
Coding region: 359-4255 (1298 amino acids)
Biological process (GO): positive regulation of cytokinesis
Cellular component (GO): microtubule; spindle pole; centrosome
Source: RefSeq, a predicted model, not a curated record